Ipomoea nil (Japanese morning glory) is the source of this 1122-nucleotide messenger RNA. Its product is annotated as sorting nexin 1-like. The transcript has 7 exons. Bases 1 to 1002 code for a protein of 333 amino acids. The record is from RefSeq and is a predicted model, not a curated record. NCBI's taxonomy places the organism in Eukaryota, Viridiplantae, Streptophyta, Magnoliopsida, Solanales, Convolvulaceae. Gene Ontology annotation, molecular function: phosphatidylinositol binding. Gene Ontology annotation, cellular component: endosome.
AUGACCAGGGGAACAGAUGAGCAGUUCCAUGCCCUAACGGCAUCUGUGGACCCAACUUGCAACACCCAGGCAGUCGGGCAUCCACAAUGGCGGAAUGCCAUGGACCAGGAAUUCAAUGCCCUACUGCACAACAACACCUGGAGUCUCACACCGACAAAACCUGGCAUUAAUGUAAUAGGCUGCAAGUGGGUUUAUCGCGCUAAGCAUAAAGCCGAUGGAUCAAUUGAGAGAUAUAAAGCCCGACUAGUAGCUAAAGGGUUCAACCAGGUCGCUGGUGAGGAUUUCUUUGAAACCGAUGUACAAUCAAAGGUGAGUGAUGUUGUUCUUGGAAAGGAAAAUCCAGUUGAAGAAUCAAAUCCUGAAUAUGAGAAGUUGAAGCACUAUAUAUUUGAGCUUGAAGAUCAUCUAGCUGAAGCUCAAAAGCAUUCAUAUGGUCUUGUUAAGAGACAUAGAGAGUUAGGACAGUCUUUGUCAGAUUUUGGAAAGGCAGUCAAACUCCUGGGAACUUCUGAAGGAAAUUCCCUUGGGAAGGCAUUUUCUGAUCUUGGUGCAAAAUGUGAGCUGCAAUCAAUUAAGCUGCAGAAAGAGGCACAUAACCUUCUAAUGAAUUUUGAAGAGCCAUUGAAGGAUUAUGUUCGAGCAGUGCAGUCGAUUAAGGCCACAAUGGCAGAAAGAGCAAAUGCUUUCAAACAUCAGUGUGAAAUGGCUGAAACAAUCAAGUUCAAGGAGAUAGAUAUAAACAAACUCAGGCUAAUGCGGUCUGAUAAGUUAGCCGAGGCUGAGCGUGAAUAUGAAGUGUUGAAGGUUGAGGGGGAAGAAGCAGGUGAAAGAUUCAAGACAAUAGCCCGUUUGAUGAAUGAAGAGAUUGUCCAGUUCCAAGAGCAAAAAACACUGGAUAUUGGUGUUGCUUUACACGAAUUUGCAAAGGGACAAGCGCAUCUAGAAAACAGUGUUGCAGAAGCCUGGCGAGGCCUUCUUCCCAAACUCGAGGCUUGCUCUUAAUAAAAUUUUCUAAUUCAGACUCAACGUUCGUUCUUUCAUUUCUCUGUUGUACUAAUUCCAAUUCUGACGUUAAUUUUAAUAGAGCAAAAAGAAAUAAACACAAUCUCACAAUUUUCAGAA